Molecule: messenger RNA, 848 nt
Organism: Melitaea cinxia (Glanville fritillary)
Lineage: Eukaryota; Metazoa; Arthropoda; Insecta; Lepidoptera; Nymphalidae
Gene: Coq7
Product: 5-demethoxyubiquinone hydroxylase, mitochondrial
Exons: 4
Coding region: 219-797 (192 amino acids)
Biological process (GO): ubiquinone biosynthetic process; determination of adult lifespan; regulation of gene expression
Cellular component (GO): nucleus; mitochondrial inner membrane
Molecular function (GO): 3-demethoxyubiquinol 3-hydroxylase activity
Source: RefSeq, a predicted model, not a curated record
UCAUAAAGUGGCGCUAACUCUUGGAAUUUUCAUGAACUAAUUUUGACAUGUAAACAAUUUAGCGAGUGAAGUUUUUGCAAUUAAUAUUCUUCGUUUAUUUACUGCGAGUUACGUUCAUGUGAAAACUUGGUUGUUUUGCUUGAUUAACUUGAGCUUACUGAAAAAAAGAAUAAUUAAGUUUACUCAUAUUUUUGAUCUUUGGUUAAGAUUAAUUCAAGAUGUUUCGACCGCCAUUACGUUUACAUCAUGUGAGAAGAGUUCACUCGUCUACUUGGAAAAAGAAUCCUCAAUUGGACUCAAUAAUACGCGUGGACCAUGCUGGCGAACUUGGGGCAGAUCGUAUAUACGCGGGGCAGAUGGCUGUGUUGGGGAACACGGCCGAGGGCCCUUUGAUCAAGCACAUGUGGGAGCAAGAGAUUAAACACAGAGAGAAGUUUGAGGAGCUCAUCUCAAAGUACCGCGUCCGGCCGACCGUGAUGACUCCUUUGUGGAAUAUUGCGGGAUUUGCGCUUGGAGCUGGAACAGCCCUAUUAGGCAAAGAAGCAGCGAUGGCGUGUACAGUAGCUGUUGAAACUGUCAUAGUAGAACAUUACAAUGAUCAGCUAAGAACACUCAUGGAAGACCCUAAUGUGGAUAAGGAAAUCCUGGAUACUAUUACUAAGUUCAGAGACGAGGAACAAGAACACCACGACACGGGCAUAGACCAUGGGGCAGAACAAGCUCCAUUUUACAAGGCUUUGACUGAAGUCAUCAAGGCGGGUUGUAAAGUUGCUAUUUCUAUAUCGAAAAAGAUUUAGACAUUCUUGUUCGACAUUUUUUAAAUAUAUGUAUCUGUUUUUUUUGUUUAA